Messenger RNA from Daldinia decipiens, 1212 nucleotides. RefSeq lists its product as uncharacterized. NCBI's taxonomy places the organism in Eukaryota, Fungi, Ascomycota, Sordariomycetes, Xylariales, Hypoxylaceae. The record is from RefSeq and is a predicted model, not a curated record. Bases 303 to 959 code for a protein of 218 amino acids. The transcript has a single exon.
GGUGUAUCAUCCACGUAAGGUGAUUGGCGCAUUGUCUGUGGCGGAUAUGGCUAGAGCUGUGGCUUUAUAAGGGCUCCCAGGCCAAGUCGAGAACCUUAUACAUAUGACCAGGUAAGCCUCCGAAAUCAACAUACCUGACCUGACUUGCAGGCGGUUAAGUCUGUACGGUUAUUUGACCUAACUUGGCUCAUCGAACUCGCUGCUGUACGUUAUGUACAUACCUUAGGUACCUAACCUAUCACCAGAUCAAGGUGCUUCCGAAUCAGCUGCAUCGGUGCAUCUCAUAAACAGAAACAUUAAGGAUGGCGAUUAACGACGGCGCAAAGAGAGUGCCGGAGACACAAUUGCAACAAGAGGAUAUCCCUGCGUAUCAAAAUAGUGCACCGAGCAUCUUCGUGCCCACGCACAUUGAUUUCACAAAACCACCACCGGAACUGCCAUCAGAACCAAGUAAACGACGUGACGAAAUACUCUCUCAGAUUGAUGAGCAUGCAGCUGCCGUACAGGACAACAUAUACUACAUGCUUAACCGCGAAAAGACAAGAAUCCGUCAAGAAUGUAAAUGGAGAGAAGAGAAAUUCCCUCCACAUCCUAGAGCAGUACCAGGCUUAACGGAAAGCCAGGAGCGCUCGCUUCCUUCGAGCGGAAUGGAGAUAGACGAGAUCUUACAUAUUAGACCAUCCACCUCCCAGCCGAGUCGAGGCGAUUACGAGGUACCUCCUGAUUUUACGCACGCUCAAUGCUUGCAUGAGGCCGGAAGACCUGAAGAACCGCCACGUAAGUCAGCUGAGAAGAUGUUAAUGAACUUAGUGAAGCAUGGUGUUCAGAACUUGGAGGGGUUCGCCCAACAUGUCAAGAAUGUAAAGGAAGCAAAGAUCAAGGAGCUCGAAAAUGAGUUAGUCUUGGAGGGUCAAAGUUCUACGGAAAUUGCGCCUGCAGAUAUUAUGGAUACGAAUUAACGCUGACUGGCAGCAUGUAUAUACAAAAGCUGCCCUUGCCUCGGGUACCAAUGCCCCUGGCGAAGAAUAAAUACUGCUCAACUUCAUAUUCUGCCUUCCGUAGUCGAUAUCCCUGUAUCAUCGGCAGAAGGGGUUCGUCCAGUCUCCCAAGGCUUUGGUGGUGCUGCAAGGCGGCCAUGAGUUGUAAACGCCGGGUCCUCGAUAACCGUAUCGGGUAUCUGUCUUAUUCCAGGAAUAGGCUGCCCCGUCUGUA